Ornithodoros turicata is the source of this 2860-nucleotide messenger RNA. Its product is annotated as membrane metallo-endopeptidase-like 1. Lineage: Eukaryota; Metazoa; Arthropoda; Arachnida; Ixodida; Argasidae. Gene Ontology annotation, cellular component: plasma membrane. Gene Ontology annotation, molecular function: metalloendopeptidase activity. The coding region runs from base 322 to 2745 and encodes 807 amino acids. The record is from RefSeq and is a predicted model, not a curated record. Gene Ontology annotation, biological process: protein processing. The transcript is spliced from 22 exons.
CGUGCCCACGAUGUUCCACUGUCGGCAUCUUCCAUUCUGUCUUCUGGUAGAUUGUCAGGUCGUCAUUCCGUUCCCCCGCUCAUCUUUUAUUCAGUAAUUUCAUUCAUCUCAUCCUCUCAUCGCUAAUUCACUACCCGUCAUUAAUUGGGCCCUCAUGUCACGAUCCGUGGCCAAUUGCCGCGUGCUAUGCGCCACUGCGGAGAAAGACGAAGAAGAAGAAGAAGAAGUCGUCCCGUGACUUCGGAUUCUGCUACCUCGUCUGCGAAGGAAACUGUGCUUAGAAGUCGAAUGCAUUCAUCCAACUUGGCUGCAUAAUUCAAGAUGGUGAAGUCUGAAUGGUACCGGAGGUUAACCGAGAAGUCCAAGGCUGGAUUUCGCAGCCGCAAGUCCGCGAUGUCGAGGCGUGCUAAAGAGUUCCUCAAGAGGGCUCGUAUGGCAAGCGUCUUGCGACGCAAGGCACGGGCUCGUGGAGGACUAGCACGCCGAAAGUCUUAUUCUACUUAUGGCUUUGGUGGAUACUUCUUUACACGUGUGGACGACUUCGUGGACAAAGUAUGGGACGAGAGGUCUCCCCUGGAGCAAACUCUGAUUGGCUUCAUUUUGUGUCUUUCGAUCGCCCUCUGCAUUAACGCUACCUUCUGCUAUUAUCUCAUCGACACCUGGAUGAGAGCCAAGACAGUCACGCAUACCAACCCGGAGUAUGAAGUAUGCGAUACAGACACAUGCAAGCGGGCAGCUCGCGUAACGGACGUGGUGAACAUCACUGUAGAACCAUGUGACAGUUUUCCAAAUUAUGUCUGCGAUGCAGCACGCACGACGUUCCCAUUGAGUGUGCUCCAGUACAGCGGAGGCCGGUGGAAAAAUGCCCUGCGCAGUGCGCAGCAUGAGAUCGCUAGCUUUAUGGAGGCCUACGACGAAGGAUCGAAUAUAACGGAAGAGACGUACGCUAUGCCAGGGCAAGACGUUCUCCGCGGAUUCUACAACGUGUGCCACCAAGAACUGAACAACCAGCAACAGGCGCAGUCCAUACACGAAAUUGUGGAUAUCUUGGAGAGCGUGUUAAUCGUCAAAUGGCCCAUGUUGGAAAUCUUUGAAAGCGUGAACAUUUUCAAGACUGUGGAAAACCUUCACAUGUCUUACGGCGUCGACGUAAUCGUCAGCAUCAGCGUGCAGAGGAACGUAAUGAAGACUAGAAAUAUUCAACCCUAUAUCAUACAUGUUGGGCCACCUGAAUUCCUUUUGCCGCAGUGGGCACUCCUGCGGCUAUCCCUGACAUCUGUAACGAUCAGGGACUACACCAAUUUGAUCACGUCCAUAGCGAGGAUAUUCAGACCACGCAUUGAACUAGAAGGCAUAGCCAGGGAGAUCAUAUCUAUGGAGUACUACUUGGCCAAGAUGCUUAUUAUCAAAGACGAUUUCAGCGAAUACGAGAGAAAUGUGUACAAGUUGUCGUCUUUGGCUCGAGACAAGAGUACGGUUCACUGGCACGACAUCAUACGCCACAUGUAUGCGAAGGCCUACGGCUCCGAAGACAAUUACGACCGCUGGCUGGUGCACAUAUGGGAUCUGUCGUACCUUGUUUACAUCUACAGGCUCCUACAGGACGACUAUAAUGCACGUGCCAUAGUGAACUACGUGGGCUGGAAAGUGGUCAUGCAUUUUGGCGUGCUCACAUUUCGGCACUACUUUGAGGACUUCGAGAAAAAAGUCUUCGGCUAUCAGCAGUCCAAUAAGGCAUCCGACGUCUGUGCCGAGCUCAUGGUCCUCCUGCUGCCUGUUCAAAGCGAUUACCUCGCACACAAUCCGCUACACGACAAACCUUCUAUCCUGUUCGUGCGGAGAAUAGUGGAGGAGCUGAAACUAGCGCUCAUCCUCCAGACAAAUGAGAAUCCGUGGAUGGACAGAGAAACGAGUUUUCGAGCUGUAGUCAAGAUCUCAAGCCUGACGGUGACCUUCUUUCAUGAGCACAUGGUCAAGGAGAAGUUCGAACCACGAGACACAUGCGUAGCGACACUCAAGGCUCUCUACAUGAAUAACGCCUUGAGGGAAAUGGAGAAAUUGAACGCCAGCCACGGCAACAUAGUCGCAGACCUACGGACAAUGUCACCAUUCACAUCUGACAUAAUUUACCUUGAAAGGAGCAACACAAUUGUCAUCCCGGGAUUACUUGUUCACAAUGCUACCGAAAUAUCUUCUUUACCACCGGUCCACGGUUUCAGCACAAUCGGCGCCUUAAUUGCCAUGAAGAUGAUUGAAGCAAUCACGUUUGAAGGGUCAUACAUCAACUACCAACUCGAUUAUGAGGAUUGGUACUCGGAGUGGUCCAGAGAAAAUUACGAAGGCUUACUCGGCUGCUUCAUUGACAAUAUGGACCUCUUUUCAGACUACCACGAACUCAUGCAGGUCGACUGUCUAACGAUCCUGAAGGACGUCGUAGUCAUGUCGGGAGCCUCUACACUCGCUUACAAGGCUUAUCUCAUGUUUAUGGGAAAAUACGAAGAGGAAUUCAUCAGGGCCAACCUGAAGGGCUUGAAGAUAACUCUCAACCAAUACUUCUUCCUCCACUUUUCCCUGAACUUCUGCGAGUCUACGACAUCUGCGUACUAUACCAAUUUCAAUGUACCUGAUAUAGUAAUGCAGCUGAGAUUGUCACUGCCACUACGACACAAUUUCCGCAUGGGAACUGACUUCGGAUGCACAACGUCGAGCCAGAUGAACGCCCCCAUCAAAUGCUUGGUCAUCUGAUCGUCCUCUGGUCGGAGUAAAUGCCCACGCUGUCAUCGACGAGUGGAGCAUAGUCAAGAUGGCUAAACCCUAUACCAAAUAGUUUUUAAUUAAGCAAUAAAUAGGACCUUCCAUG